AAUACUGUGUACAAUUCUUCAUUUUCAGCUCUUUUCGUAUCAAAAAAAAAAAAAAAUCUUCAUUUUCAGCUUAAUCUGUUCUAGUCGUCAACAUGUCUGAAACAGAUCAAACAUAUAAAUUGCCCCUGCCCAGUUCAGAUACUGUGACAGAUAUAUUCCUAUGGAGGAAGAAGAAACAGAGUGUGCUUGUUCUUUUGAUAGCAACAGCAAUAUGGGUUUUGCUCAACGUCUAUCGCUUCAACUUCCUUACUGUAAUUUCAUGGGCGGCCAUGUUCAUUGUUACUUCUUUGUUCCUUUGGGGCAACAUGCUUAGGUUCUUUAACAAAGAACCUCCAAAUUUGUAUGAAAUGUUGGAGGUAACAGAGAAGACGGCUUUGGAGACUGCGAAUACCAUUCGAGCAUGGAUUGAAGAAGGAAUUCGAUGGAUGUUUCGGGUGGCUGCACAGAGAGAGUGGUUUGUAUUUGCCGGGACUGCCGCUGGUUUAUGGUUACUCUCUCGUGUGGGGAGACACUUGGAUCUGCUCACCCUUCUUUACACAGGUGUUGUUAUGGGCAUGACUAUUCCUGUGAUAUAUGCGAGGUACAAGGAAAAUCUCAAGAGGAGUGAGGAGUGGGUGAAGGCACAGGCAAGGAGGUACUAUGACAUGGUGGAUGAAAAGGUAGUCAAGAAUAUAAAGAACAAGGUGACAGUCACCAACGAGACUUAUAAGGACAAGAAGGUUGAGUAGCUGGCUGCCGUAUGUACAUGUAGUUUCUCGACUCUGGACCUUACCGAUCGAUCAGCUAGCUAGUGACCUGUAAAGUGAUUUCUCCGGCCUAUAUGCUUCACUGUUGUCUUUCUCAUAUAGUGUAUAUGUUCAUGUAGUUCUA
This is a messenger RNA of Rosa rugosa (rugosa rose), 870 nucleotides long. Its product is annotated as reticulon-like protein B13. Lineage: Eukaryota; Viridiplantae; Streptophyta; Magnoliopsida; Rosales; Rosaceae. The record is from RefSeq and is a predicted model, not a curated record. Bases 93 to 728 code for a protein of 211 amino acids. The transcript has 4 exons.